GUGUUUUGGAUGAUUUACAUUUCCCUAAGAAAAAACUUAAACGAUUUAUAAUUUAAUAUUUUAAAAAAUAUUUUGGUAAUGGACGAUUUAACAAAAGAUCAAAUAGCACUGCUGAAGAAGGCUUUCGAUGCUUUUGACCACGAAAAAAAAGGUUGUAUUGGUACAGAUAUGGUUGGAACAAUUCUGUCUAUGCUAGGAUAUGAACUAAGCGAGUCUACUUUAGCAGAAAUUAUAGCAGAAGUGGAUGAAGAUGGAUCCGGCGAAUUAGAAUUUGAAGAAUUUUGUACCCUGUCUGCUAGGUUUCUUGUUGAAGAAGAUACUGAAGCUAUGCAACAGGAAUUGAGAGAGGCUUUUCGGUUAUAUGAUAAAGAGGGAAAUGGAUACAUAACAACAGAUGUAUUUAGAGACAUCCUACAUGAACUAGAUGAUAAACUUUCUCCAGAAGAACUUGACCUUAUGAUUGAAGAAAUUGAUGCGGAUGGCUCUGGCACCCUUGACUUUGAUGAAUUUAUGGAAGUUAUGACAGGUGGUGAUGACUAACUGUUACAGCACAGUAAACUUCAUUAAGAAUAUUAUUUAUAAGCAAAGAAAAUGAAGAUUGAAAAAUGUAAUAGUAAUAGUAUAAUAAGCCAAAAAAAUAUUGUUAUUAUUUACUACGACACAGAAUUUUAAAUAAAUAUUUUAUAUUCAUGUUAAUAAUGUAAAAUUUUAAAACACCACACUAAAAAACUGUAUUUCAUUGUAUGGAUUAAUAAAUGUUAAAAGAAGUUGUAAAGUA
Messenger RNA from Leptopilina boulardi, 778 nucleotides. It is a transcript of the gene TpnC41C, whose product is annotated as troponin C, isoallergen Bla g 6.0101. The coding region runs from base 79 to 540 and encodes 153 amino acids. The record is from RefSeq and is a predicted model, not a curated record. The transcript has 5 exons. Gene Ontology annotation, molecular function: calcium ion binding; enzyme regulator activity. NCBI's taxonomy places the organism in Eukaryota, Metazoa, Arthropoda, Insecta, Hymenoptera, Figitidae.